Bradysia coprophila is the source of this 7481-nucleotide messenger RNA. RefSeq names its product motor axon guidance molcule sidestep (gene side). The record is from RefSeq and is a predicted model, not a curated record. Lineage: Eukaryota; Metazoa; Arthropoda; Insecta; Diptera; Sciaridae. Gene Ontology annotation, molecular function: protein binding.
UAAAUUCGUUUCCUCUUGUUUUUCUCGAUUUCUCUUCAGUAUAUCGCCGCGUUUCUAUGCGAAUGAACGUUGAUUGCGCUCGCAUGUUAUAAAAACUAUAUAUUAACCGUUGAGAAUAUGGCACAGAUGUGUGUGGAGUUUUAGAAAAGAAAAUACAGAAAUUUGUUUUGAAUGUGGUUUUGAUUUGUGUGUUGUAACAUCUAGUUGAGAAGAGAAAGAAGGAAAAUAUUUUUUUUUUUGACGAAUCCAACUAUUUACAUCAAUUUUUUGCUUUGUUUUGAUAUAUUUCCGUUAAAGAUAUGCAUUAAACAAAUUGAAAGUGAUAUUUUGUGCGUACCGGAUGGCAUUAUAUGGAUUACUGGGAUUAUAGAGAAGAAGAAUGAAAAAAAAAAACACACACCAACCAAACACACAUAAUCUAACAUGAAACGAAGAAAAUCUUGAUUUAUGAAGUGUAGAAAUAAUUUGUGUCUUGUUUGUUAAUUCGAGAAAAGAAUACAACAACACACCAAAAUAAUAAUAUAAAAAAAGAAAAGAAAAGAAAUUCUAAAGAAAGCGAAUAAUCAGAAAUGAAAGAAGUUGAGGAGUGGAAAACAAGAAGUGUUGUCAUGUGAAUGUUUGUGUUGUUUAUUGACAAAUAACGGAACUUGAAUAGAGAGAGAGGCGAAGAAAGUGAUUAUUGAGUGUUGAUUGAUUUAUAUGGUGAUUUAUGGAAUUUUAAAAACACAAAUGUGAUGAAAGAUAAAUAAACAAAACAAAUCAGAUCAAAUUGGGCUUAAAGAAGAAAAAAACAAGUUUUGGAUUGUUACAAAUCGAAUUGGAAAUAAUUUUUAUCACACAGAGACCAGCCCGAAAAACGGACUAUGCUGAAUAAAAUAAAUUAAACGGAAAAGAUUGAAUGCACAUCGCUCCACCAACCGCACAAAGGGAACAUCAUUUUGUUUUGCAUAAAAUUGCUUGGCAUAUCCGAAUUGAACGCCUGUUACAAAGAACAUCACACGUAUCCCUAUAUAUAUGUAUGGACACACACACACGAAAAAAACGGAAGGAAUAUGCUGGAAAAAUAUUACGAAAAACGAGAACACACAGAACCGGGUAACAAGAAAAUAAAACAAACAAAAAAAAACGUAAAUAAACAAUUUUCCAUAAUGUAUGUGCACAUGUGAAAUUGUGAAAAACUAAAAAAAAAAUUAAAAAAAUAGACGACACCAACAGCAACAACAACAACAACAAAAUAAAAAUGUUUUGAGAAAAGUGCUCGGGUAAAUGUAAUACGACGAGGAAAAAAAAGAGACUUAGAAAAGAAGAAAACGGAAAAAUGUUUGUAUUUCGAAUUCGGUUGUACAAGUCAAUGCUGUUCCAGCGGUGACACAUUCUAAUACAAAAAAAUUUUUUUUUUGUUUUAUUUCGAAGGGAAAAUGGGAAUUCGACUGUUCGAUGCUACUACCGUUCUACAUCCAUUUAUAAUAAAAUGCAUUCGAAUUGGGAAAUCGGAAUUCAUUUCAAUGCAACUAUUUUAAGACUAGACCCACAAACAAUGCCCUAGACAGCGGUUUAUAAUAGGAAAAGUGGUAUAUAGUGUAUGAAAUCAUAAAGGUUUUACUGUUCUAUUCGCUGCCACACAUAUUUUAAAUGAAAACGAAACGCAGCAUAUAUAAUAAUACAGAAGCGACACAACAUUUUUCUUUCUGUAUGUCCACAUGAAUGGUAUUUUACACACAAAUACUAAAUAAUUUAAAAUGUGCACCAAGGCAACAAUAAUUAAUGCUGAGAAUAAAAAGACAAACACUUUAAAUGUGAGUGAAUAACUAAACGAUACAUCGGUGGUAAAUUAAUAUUAAGUGAAUUCGUCUUCAAACAUAUCAUUUCAAUUGAAUGUGUGGUGUAACAUGUUUUAUGCCGAUAUAUAAUACACACAGCUCGAUGCAGCUAGCUAUACUAAACUAACAUAGAAUGUAACUGAACAAGUCCCCUGAGGACAGUGAUUUGGUCUGCGGUCAUGAUAUUGAACGAGCAACAUCAAAUCCAUUCACUUACGAAAAAUUCCCAUUUGAGAAUUUUUACUGAACUACAAGUGAAACACAGAGUAUCCAACAGCUGGUGGCUUAACAUAUAGCACCUUCUUUUUAUGUAGAGAUACGUCCGUUAUGUAUAUGCUCUGAACUUCUCAAUAUAUACAGCAUUUUGGAAAACGCCAUUAAAACCAAUUUAAUGUUUAAAAAGUAUUUUAUACGAAGAGAGUAGGCGAAGCACACAUUUACUACGGUUUUUCUAUAUAGCAAAAAAACUUAGGCUUUAAUAAGAUGGAUUUGAUGCACUUUACAAAGUAUCUCGGAACAUUGCAGUGGUUUUAUGUGGUCGUGUUGUUUGUGUUGAAUGUUUUCAUGCCGAGGACCGGAUGUGAAAAUGCUCAGGAUUUUCAGAAAAACAUUCCCGUACGAUUAAUAUGGGCAGCCCAAUCGAAAGAUGUCGAGUUGCCCUGUGACGUAACCUCACCGAUUCCAAACGAUUCAGCCAAAUUGGUGUUGUGGUUUAAGGAUUCAACUGGAAUACCACUGUACAGUUUGGAUUCACGUGGCGGCGGCUCACUAAAACUAGCAACCCAUUCGGCAUUAGCAAGUGAUUUGGGUCAGCGAUUGUAUUUUUCAGCCGAGGAUAAUCCCAAAGAUGCACGACUACAAAUACGAAAUGUUAAAUUAUCAGAUGGUGGAGUGUAUAGAUGUAGGGUAGAUUUUUUUAAUUCAGCAACUAGGAAUUUAAGAGUUAAUCUGUCGUUAGUGGUACCACCAGAGGAGCCACGAAUUUUCGAUGCUCAAGGAAAGGAAAUCUCACAUAUAGCGGGACCGUUCCGCGAAGGUCAUGAACUCUUCUUAUCGUGUCAAGUAACUGGAGGACGACCACAACCGAAAGUGACGUGGUGGCGAGAAGGAGUUGAAAUUUCCGGAACAAGUCAUCCGUCGGCCGAUGAAGGCAAUCCAGCCAUGCUCAAUCAAUUGUUUAUAAGUACAGUGACGCGAGAUUAUUACGGCUCGAAAUUGGAAUGUCGAGCUCAGGGAUCAAAUUUAAUAGAACCGGUCGUUAAAGAAAUAACGGUUCAAGUACAUUUAAAACCAAUAAAAAUAAAAAUUGUAUCAGCUAAUGACCUGUUGAUUGCUGGUAAAUCAGUGCCUUUGCGUUGUGAAACUUGGGGAUCUUUUCCACCUGCUAAAGUAACAUGGUUACUCGAUGGUGAACCCAUUCGUAAUGCUGAUGUAACAGCACAUAGUGACAAUAGUCCGGACGGAAAUAUGACAGUUAGCAUAUUAAAUCUAAAAGUAUCAUCUGAAAACGAUGGUGCUGAACUUAUAUGCAGAGCCGCAAAUCCUUGGUUUUCUGGUGGUGCUAUAGACGAUAAGCGGAUUAUAAGUGUAGCAUAUCCGCCAACCGUAUCCGUUCAUCUGGCAAAUGAAGAUCCAAGCAGAGUGGUAACGAGGUCAGAACGGGAAAAUGUCACAUUGAAAUGUCGAGCUGAUGCCAGACCUCCUGUAGCGUCCUAUUCAUGGUUUAAAAAUGAUAUGCGAAUGUCUGGCGAAAACACCGAAACUCUUCAUCUUACACAAUUACAACGAGAAAGCGGAGGCAAUUAUGCUUGCGGUGCCCAAAAUUCGGAAGGUGAAACCAGAAGUACAACAUUAACAUUACAAGUACAGUUUGCACCACGUUGUAAACCGGGCACCGAACAGACAUCCGUUGGUGCUAUUAAUAUGCAUUCAAUACCUGUGCGUUGUGAAGUUGAGGCCGACCCACCAGAAACUAUUCGGUUUAGUUGGACAUACAAUAAUACCCGAAACGUGUCACCGGUACUGAACUCAAGAAUAACAUCGAACGGACUUAUAAGCACGAUGACCUAUUUACCUCAGUCAGAUGUGGAAUUGAUUACGCUCGCUUGCUGGGCUAGCAAUGCCGUAGGACAUCAGUCGCAACCAUGCUUGAUACAUAUUUUACCAGCAAAAACACCAGAGCCACCAAAAUCAUGUGAACUUCGAAACGAUACAAUACUGGAGGUGGUCUGUGUAGCUGGCUACGAUGGUGGAUUAACGCAACAUUUCCUGUUAGAGGUUGUGGGUGGUAAUCCAAUAUAUAGUACGGAAGUAACAAGGGUCGGCCAGGAUAUCAUCGACAACGAAAUAUCAACAAUGAAUGAUCAGGCAACCACAGCACCGCUGCGUAGAUUAAAAGAGACCAUACCGGAGUUUAAAUUACAUGAUUUGGAGCCGGGACGAGAAUAUCAAUUUUUGGUUUAUUCGGUGAAUGCAAAAGGCAGAAGUCAACCGCCUGUUAUAAUGAAUGGACGAAUUUAUGGUGAUACACAAGGGCCGCACGAUGAAACCAGUCAACUGGAAGAUCCAACCCCAGCCGAAACAUCAAAUCAGGACAAGCAAAAACAAUCGACAAUGGUUAUACUAGCUGCUGUUGUGGCAGCUGGUGCGGUUGUAAUCACGUCAAUUAUUGUGGCUGGUAUCGUAGUUGUGUGCAAACAUCGGCCAAAGCCACCUGAACCUCAAGAAGUCAGAAAAAGAAUGAGACCUGCUAGAACUGAUGUACCAUCAAUGUAUGCCGAAGAUGAUGGAUUCAAUGAUGAAUUUACAGCUGACAUACGGUGCACACGUACUCUAGGUACGCGAAGCAGCCGUUACACAUCCGAGGGAUUUGUACAAUAUUCACAGCCAAGUCUCAAUGAUCCUGAUUUAAUUCUUCCUCGUGGGGAAAUCGAAUUCACAUCGACUGGCGGUACUGGUGCUUAGUAUCAUCCUCACGGCAAUGGUGUGCGCGAUGUGAACCGCGUACCGUAUGUAUCAGCCCCGUAGGUAAUAUAACUAAUUUAUAAUGUAUACAGCAUAUUAAAACAGAAUUAUAAUAUAGAAGAGAAGACAGAAAGAGAACAUAUUUCGGAAAAUUCUUUGGAUUAUCAGAAUGUUCUGUUAAAACAUUACUUUAACUCUUGGAGUCCUAAUAUAUAUAAUGCCAGAAACCAUCUAUACAUAUUAUAUGAAUCUGUAACGUAUAAUAAUUACUAUUAUAUAGAUGUCUUAUCGCCGGAAAGGGAUUGUUUUUGUGUGUGUGUAUGUAUAUAUAUCAUCCAUAUAUACAUAUAUAUAUAUGCGUAUGUGUCUCAUAUCAUCAUAAUAUUGAAACACAUAUGGGCUCACCAUUAUUAAAACAAAUUAUUCGAUAUGUGUGUACAUGUGUGUAUUAUGGAGUCUCAAUAUGAGUGAUGUAUUAAAUAUGGAAAUUUAUUUAUAAAUGAUGCUGGCGUAUACAAAAUUUUGAUAAAACCAAACAGAUCCAAAACGAUACUAAAAUUUAAACAAAAUAACAAAAAAAAAAUAGAGAGAGAGAGGAAAACCAUUUCAUUACACCGAGAACGAUGUGUUAUAUAAUAAGAAUUUUUUUUUUUGGAUAAUAAAUCAUUACGUAGUCGAAAUAAGGUUCUAAUAAUUAAUUUUAGAUUUAAACGCAUAAAUAUCAAAAUUGAUUAAAAUUAAGUGAAAGAUUUAAACUAAAAUAAAAAAUGAAAGGCACUAGUGUAUCAUAAAUAAGAUUGAUCGAUUUCACAAAAAGAAAGUAAAACCAAAAUGAAACCAACAAAAAAAAAUAUUAAUGCAAUGGAAGAACUCCUCCAUUCAUUGUUCUUUUAAAUAUGAAUGUGUUACGUCUAUGGAAAUUAAAUUAAAAAUAAAGAAAAACAGCAACGGGAUGGUGAGAUUUAAAAGAAAAAGUUUCCGAUAAAGUGUAAGCAGCGAUAUCGAACUGCCGUACUUUUGCCGGUCACAUUCAGAAUCCGAAGCUUGCGGAAAUCUUUUAACUUUGUGCAUAAGCCACUUAAGCCACUUGUAUCAGAGCUUUUCGAAGCUUAUUGGGUGAGCUUUUAUUGGUCUGCAACAAUUUUGAUUCUGAGAAAAAAUUUUCCAAUUGUUUUAAAGUGUCAAACUUGCGACAGGUGCGCAAUUUGGUUGAUUGAUUCAUUUCAAUCAUCGAAAUUGCGUAGCUUUCGCAAGUUUGACAUUUCAAAACAAUUGGAAAUAGCCUGAAAACAAAAGAAUUUUUCCUGAGUUGUGUGCAAUAUUUUAUUGGUGGCAAACCAUUAUGGUUCGAAAAGUUCGUAAGUAUGGCAAUUUCGUGAUCUUUUGACAUUUCUCACAUAUAUAUUUUAUGUCAAAAGUCUACGAAAUCGCCGUGCUCACAAACUUUUCGAACCAUAAUGGCUUACCUCCAUUGUGUUGCAUGCGUCUAAAACCGUACUUUUCUUUUCAUUUUUCCUUUAUACUCUGAGUGCCCCACGAAAAUCAUUCAUUAACGAAUGACAUUUGCCGUAAUUUUCAUUUUCACAGCGCUUCGCACAAGAUGGUUGUAUUCCCUACACAUUAGUCAAAAUACAAAUUUGGAAGCACGCUCAUAUAUACGAUUUUGGUCGUGAAGCGUCGAAUUGGAUUUACCAAAUUUUAUUUUAUCAUUCGAAGAUGCGUAAUGCACCAUUACGUAACGAGGGACUUAUACAUGCAAACUAGAGCUAAAACUCGACGAAGCCGAGGCCAAUAAUCACACGAAAACUUUUCAUGUUUAACCCGAGGUAUGUUAUGGAUUUUAUAGGUCUAUGUGUAGUAAAACAUGCAUUAUGCAUCAGCUCGGAGAGGGAAUUCGAGUGUUAAUCCGAGUUCAUUUGUAUCAGAGGUAAUGGAUUCUACUUGAUGAGUGCGUCGAACGUAGUGCUUGAAACAUGAAAAAUACGGUUUUCGAUGCAUGUAUCUUGUCGAAGACUAUUACAUUCUAGGAACGUCAAAAUUACGACUUAUGUAGCAUGUAAAAUUAAUCUUUUAAACUCACUGACGAAAAGCAAAUCUCUGAUUUCUUUUAUUUUAGAAACGUGCUGAUGUUUUUCACAAUAAAUGCAACAGAAAUUUUACUUUUCGCCAGUGAGCUGUAAAAAAGUUCUCGUUAUUAUGCAUCGAUUCAUUAUAGCUUUCGAUUCCACGUACUAACUAAGUACACUGCUGACAAAAUCAAAGUAAAAAUUUAUUGAGUCCUCCUUCGGCUUGCAACAAAUUAACGAUGAACCGAACUCUAUUAACAACAUUUUAAUUUAAGACGAAUGAGAAAGAAUCAAUGGUGUUGGACGAAAAACAAAACAAACCAACGAUUAUAAGUGCAGCACAGAGUUAACUGUUUCUUAGUGAAUUAUUGGAUUAUAAAACACUGAAAUUGAUAUAAUCACUUUGAGUGGAAUUAGCCAAAUAAAAAGAGUUCAGAUCGAUAUUGUUGAUAGUAGGGCGACAAUCAUUGAUAAAAUAUGUUUCGCAAAAAAAAAAAAUUGUCGAGACCAAAAUGAUCGACAACGCAUACGAAAAUCAUCCUUUGUCUCAUUUUUUUUUUUUUUCUUGCGGGACAUACUCUAUGAACGAUGUCUGGAAGGAAAACCGUUCGGACAGUGAACCAUCCCAGUU